Mycotypha africana is the source of this 1182-nucleotide messenger RNA. RefSeq names its product Septin-domain-containing protein. Gene Ontology annotation, biological process: cytoskeleton-dependent cytokinesis. The transcript is spliced from 6 exons. Gene Ontology annotation, cellular component: septin ring; microtubule cytoskeleton; cell division site. NCBI's taxonomy places the organism in Eukaryota, Fungi, Mucoromycota, Mucoromycetes, Mucorales, Mycotyphaceae. Gene Ontology annotation, molecular function: GTP binding; GTPase activity; molecular adaptor activity. The coding region runs from base 1 to 1182 and encodes 393 amino acids. The record is from RefSeq and is a predicted model, not a curated record.
AUGGUCAUCAACCCUCCUCCAAGCAAUACAACUACCUUAUCGCCUCAUUUACCUAGUACAGGUAUUGCUAAUUUACCAAAUCAACGACACAAAAUUGUCGCUAAAAAUGGUGCCAACUUUACUAUCAUGGUUUGCGGUGAAUCUGGUGUUGGUAAAACUACUUUCGUGAAUACACUCUUCACAACCACUAUUAAGGAGCCAAAAAACUUAACUAAAAGACAUCUCAAGACGCCUGCAAAAACUGUUCAAAUCAAUAUCACUAAAGCAGAGCUGGAAGAAAGGACGUUCAAGGUUAAGCUCACCAUAAUUGACACGCCUGGUUUUGGUGAUUAUGUUAACAACAGACACAGUUGGAUUCCUAUCGUAGAUUUUAUUGAUGAUCAGCAUGAGAAAUACAUGCGGCAGGAGCAACAGCCAUGUAGAAAAGGUGCAAUUGACAUGCGAGUACAUGCUUGCUUAUACUUCAUUAAACCUACAGGUCACACCUUAACUCCUCUGGAUAUUGAGGUGAUGAAGCGCUUAGGCUCUCGUGUCAAUUUGAUACCGGUUAUUGCUAAAGCUGAUACUCUGACACCUGCCAAUUUAGAGAAAUUCAAACAGAAUAUUCGCGAAGUCAUCGCUGCUCAAAAUAUCCAAGUUUACAGCUGCCCUAUUGAUAGCGACGAUGAAGACACUACUUCACGCAAUAAAGACAUGAUGGCCGCUCUUCCUUUUGCUGUUAUUGGAUCUACUCAAGAUGUUAUAACCACUGAUGGCCGUAAGGUCAAAGGUCGUGAGUACGCUUGGGGUGUUGCCGAAGUAGAGAAUGACGCUCAUUGUGACUUUAAAAAAUUGCGUAGCCUUUUGAUCCGUACUCACAUGUUGGAUUUGAUCACUACGACAGAAGACCACCAUUAUGAAAACUAUCGCCAAGCUCAAAUGGAGACGCGUAAAUUUGGUGAAGCCCGUACUCAACCAACGGAAAAUGCGAAAUUCAAGGAAGAUGAAGAUGUUUUGCGGAAGAAGUUUACGGAUCAAGUUAAAGCUGAGGAGCAACGUUUCCGAUUAUGGGAGAAGCAGUUGCUUAAUGAAAGAGAUCGCCUUCAUAAGGAGUUAGAAGCACAAGGCGAAAGGAUCAAAGAAUUGCAAAGUGAAAUAGAAUCUUAUUAUUAUCACCAGCGAGACAAGUCAAUUAGAAAAUAA